Raphanus sativus (radish) is the source of this 802-nucleotide messenger RNA. RefSeq lists its product as uncharacterized. The transcript has 2 exons. NCBI's taxonomy places the organism in Eukaryota, Viridiplantae, Streptophyta, Magnoliopsida, Brassicales, Brassicaceae. The record is from RefSeq and is a predicted model, not a curated record. The coding region runs from base 360 to 701 and encodes 113 amino acids.
GUCUAAGAUUUCAAAACAUAUAAAGCAUUGUGUUUUACACAUUGAAAUAUACUAAUGGAAGAAGAUUGAUGAUGAUUGAUUGAUACGUUAAAAAGAGUAGUGCAUAUGUUAAACCAAACCGUAAUUUAAUUUACAUCUGAUACCAAAGAAAACCUAUAAACCAGACCCAGACCGUGAGGGAAAAGAGUAAAACUCUCAUCAGCUGUCCUUGGAUCUGGUUGGGGUUUUAAUAGGGUUUAAGCUGCCAUGGCUUUCUGACCUUCUUCAUUUGGAAAUCCUCAGCGCUCUGAUUCGACAACUUAAUCAGGAGCGCUUCUUCUUACUCAAAGAAUUAGUCAGAAGCUGAUUUGUGAUCUGAGAUGGCGACAGAGCAAAGCGGAAUAGAAGACCAGGAGAUCCAGCCAAACCAAGUGUCCCCUGGUUUUGUAGGUGCAAUCGAAGAACGAUACAAGAAACUCAGAGAUCACGCCGAGGCUUAUCCAUACGUUUGGGGUUCUUAUACUGUUGUCUACGGCGGUCUUUUCCUUUGGACUGCUUAUAGGUGGAGGAAGCUUAGGAGAACCGAGGAUCGAGUUCGUGGUCUUCAGACUAAACUUAGAAAACUCGUCCAUGACGAACAAGCAGUAACAGCUUCUUCCAAAUCUGCUCAAUCAGUAGACAAGUCUUCUUCAGUUUCUGACAAGACAUCAUCAAUGCCUUAAUAAGUUACUAGUUUAUGAUCGAAACACAUUGUUUCUGUUAGACCUAUGACGAGAUCUGCUUUUUAUAUAAAGUCAAAUUCAUGCACAACCGAUUCAAUAUU